AUGGAGACAACAUCGGUGGAUCCACCGACUAUACAUUUCCACUAUGUGACCAUCGGCCAGAAACGACUAUCAGGUCAAGAGCGUCGUCAUGCCGAGCUGGCCGACGCUGCCGCGCGAAGCCAUGCUGCCCUUGUGUCUUACGCAAAGAACAGGACGCAGCGGAGAGCAUCGAAGUCCCCUUCGUCAAAGCAUGCUGCCAUCAAGAGUGAGCACCCAGCAACAGAUGCAGCCUCAUGUUCUGCAAUACUGUCGAUUAACACCGGGCCGCUCGACCCAUUCGUCUCGCUGACCAUUUUCCUUUCGCCAUAUGACAGAAGUCUAGUCCAUGAAUACCUCCUCUCCGCCCCCCAACAGAUCUACGGCACCACACCCAAGUCCCUCUUCUGCCCCGUCCGCAUUUCCAGCCUUGUAGGCAUCGCCUCCAACGAGAUCUGGCUCCGAUGGAUGCUUUAUCUCGUGGAGCACCGCCGUACACAGCUGCGUGGCGAGUCCAUCGACUCCUCCGCAACCCUCCUGCGCCGCCGCACAGCAAAUUACCGUGCCAUGCAACAAAUCAUAGCGGUGUCCGACCCCAGCACUCUCUCCGACGAAGUCUUUUACAGCCUCGUCUCCGCCGGCGCCGCUGAGUUUCGAGUCAACAGACCUAGUACCGCCACUAAGCAUCUCGAGGCAGGGCUAAUGCUCGUUGACGCGCGCCGCAAAGCCAACAAACCCCUUCCCGAUAUCAGCACGACUGGCCUCAUCUCUUGUAGCACCUAUAUCGGCUACGGCGUGCGCGACUACUUCCGCACUCCCGAAGCGCUUGCAUUCGCGCAGUCCAACGUCUGCCAGCGCCUUCGCUCGGUCCAGACGUGGAUCCUCGCAAUGCGUCAACAGCAUCGGCACUCCCCUGGCGUAGUGCCUUGUGGUGCCACACACUCACUAGUAUCUGCAACAUCGCAUGAGCAGAGUCCCAUCUCCCCUCCAACAACCUCCUAUCCCUUCCUCCUCCGCCACAUUCACGCCGGCCUGACCGCCAGCAGUACCUCUCUCUACGCCACACGCACUUGCCUCGGCAUCCUCUUCGCGCUCAUCUCCACCCUCUGGUCCUGUCGACACGACGAGCUCGCCUCGACGGAGUAUCUGCGGGAGUUGGAGCAGUACAUCCGCGGCAGCGAAGCACCGACCUGUUCUACUGCCGCUGCUUCUGGUGGCGACGUGAGAGACGAGCGUGAGCUAAGAUUGGCGCCCAUGACAAUUCUGUGGAUUGUGUCAUUUUGUGGCAGCAGGGUUCAGGAGAAGUAUGGAGGACAAGGGAGAGGCGGAAGACUGUAUGAUUUUUGGGAGGUGGUCGAGUUUGUGGAAUUAGUUGUGCAUGUGGGAGGGAACAUGGCAGGCAGGACGAGGGAGGCGUUGGGGAGUUGGAUCCUUGUGGGGCUUGGGGAGAGGGAAGAGGAGGCGAAGAUGGUGGUGUUGGAAGAGAGGGAGAGGGAGAGGAAAACAACAGUUAGGGAGGUUGGGAAGCAGUCGAUAUGGUGGGACGGAGGGGGUGGUGGGAGUGGGGUGACUUCGAUGGGCCUCCAUACAGGAGCUUAA
Cyphellophora attinorum is the source of this 1575-nucleotide messenger RNA. RefSeq lists its product as uncharacterized. Bases 1 to 1575 code for a protein of 524 amino acids. The transcript has 2 exons. The record is from RefSeq and is a predicted model, not a curated record. NCBI's taxonomy places the organism in Eukaryota, Fungi, Ascomycota, Eurotiomycetes, Chaetothyriales, Cyphellophoraceae.